ACUCUUGUCUCUGUCUCUGCAGCAGCACCAGCCAGCUCCCUGAUCCUGUCAGCCAUCCAGCUCCACAGCUUUGUCCUUCAGGCACCAUGAGGAGCGCCAUGCUGUUCACAGCUGUCCUCGCCCUCAGCUUGGCUUGGACCUUCGGGGCUGUGUGUGAGGAGCCACAGGGGCAGGGAGGGAGGCUCAGUAAGGACUCUGAUCUCUAUCAGCUCCCUCCAUCCCUGCUUCGGAGACUCUACGACACCCGCCCUGUCUCUCUGGAAGGAUUGCUGAAAGUGCUGAGCAGGGCUAGCGUGGGUCCGAAGGAGACAUCACUUCCACAGAAACGUGACAUGCACGACUUCUUUGUGGGACUUAUGGGCAAGAGGAACAGCCAACCAGACACUCCCACCGACGUGGUUGAAGAGAACACCCCCAGCUUUGGCAUCCUCAAAUAGACCCCCAGUGCAGAAAAGCACUCUACCCCUGGACCCCGAUUGCAUCGUAAAGCACUGCCUGCUUCUGCUUCCUUUUCUCCUCCCCAGCCUGUAAGGCUCUCCUGUUGGCUCCCUUCCCUACUCUGCACAGAAGCUGCAUAUGAACAGCCUCAACCCCACAUCAGUUAUGGUUUCUGUAGUGUCCUGCAUUAAAGAUACUCUGUCUCCUCUUCAACAAUAAAAGGUUUUUACAAAGGA
This is a messenger RNA of Mus pahari (shrew mouse), 674 nucleotides long. RefSeq names its product tachykinin 3 (gene Tac3). The transcript has 7 exons. Lineage: Eukaryota; Metazoa; Chordata; Mammalia; Rodentia; Muridae. Gene Ontology annotation, biological process: positive regulation of blood pressure; tachykinin receptor signaling pathway. The coding region runs from base 87 to 437 and encodes 116 amino acids. The record is from RefSeq and is a predicted model, not a curated record.